AUGCUCCGACGAGCCCAAGGAAGCAAACUGCUGUGGUCAGCAGUGCUGCUGUCCCUCUUUGUCCACUGCCACUGCGUUGACUUCGGGGACCUGAUGGACAGAGCGGUUCAGCUGUCAGACAAAGUGCAUUUUCUCAGCACCUCCCUGAAAAGUGACCUGGAUUAUCAUUUACCUGCGGUGGGAAAAAAGAUCCCUCACCUGUCUCUGUGCCACACCUCACCCCUCAAAACGCCCAUGGACAAGAACCAGGUGCUCAGCCUGUCGGAGUCGGAGCUGCUGUCCCUCGUUCAGUCCCUCCUUCUGUCCUGGACGGACGCCCUGCUCCUUCUCUCCUCCGAGGCCUCCUCCCUCCCCCACCCGUCCACCAGCACCAUCCAAGUCAAGGCCAAGCAGCUGCGGGAGAAUUCCGACACCCUGGGCACCGGACUCAGCCGGCUCGCGCACAAGAUGGGCUCUUCUUCCAGCUCCUACAUCCCUCUCCGAUACACCGAGAACAGCCUCGGCGGCGACGACGACUCCCGGCUUGUCAACUUCCACUUCCUCUUGUCCUGUUUCCGGAGGGACUCGCACAAAAUCGACAAUUUCCUCAAAAUCCUCCGCUGCAGAGCCAACAAGCAGAAACCAGACAUGUGCUAAUGGCACUGAACCGCCUCAUAGCAGGACAGCGCACAGAACACGAGCACGAAAUAGCAGAGAGAUUCAUGGCAGGAAGUUUAUCAACUAUUUAAACUUGCACAGCUCUAGUUUGCAAAACACAAGCAACUCUAUUCCUAUAUGGGCUUUCCACACACUGUAUUCUGCUGAUCCCUGCUAAAACUGUUGAUACUUUACACACUGAAUGUACAUUAUUUCCAUGUACAGACAGACAUGGGAGCAGUAUUUGUUUAGAAAAAUGAUUAUUCAGUGCAACACCGGGUGCUCUAUACUUUCUGGAAAAUAAAGUUACCCAUCUCUUCAGUAUUGUAUAACCUCAUAUAUUUUAAAAUCUCACUAUGGUUUUUGUUUUCCAUCCUUACACCAGCGUUAAAUACCCUUACCAUUGUUCCCAUUCUGAUUACAGUAACAGGAGACCACAGCUACAGCCAAUGCUCAGAAUACCUGGUAUGUGCAGUUCAGCAAAUAGACUUUACAGUAACAGGAUGUGAUGUGGCACAGGGUGAUCCACUAGUGCCACCCUCAACCACAUACAGCACUACAGAGUGUAGAUUAGUCAAGGGGACAAGUAGAUCAAUCCAACAUGGGAGGAGAAAAGGGCUGAGCCGUACCCAGCCUUGACAGUUGGAGCUUAGGGAAUCAGUAGUGAGCUGUAUAUCGUUCUCAUGAAUUGAAAUAGUAAGUGUAGUUAAAACUGUCUAAAGUCAACCAAUUUUG
Messenger RNA from Scleropages formosus (Asian bonytongue), 1371 nucleotides. Its product is annotated as prolactin-like. Gene Ontology annotation, molecular function: hormone activity. The record is from RefSeq and is a predicted model, not a curated record. The transcript has 5 exons. Gene Ontology annotation, biological process: positive regulation of receptor signaling pathway via JAK-STAT; positive regulation of cell population proliferation; response to nutrient levels. Lineage: Eukaryota; Metazoa; Chordata; Actinopteri; Osteoglossiformes; Osteoglossidae. Gene Ontology annotation, cellular component: extracellular region. Bases 1 to 636 code for a protein of 211 amino acids.